Molecule: messenger RNA, 3426 nt
Organism: Daldinia caldariorum
Lineage: Eukaryota; Fungi; Ascomycota; Sordariomycetes; Xylariales; Hypoxylaceae
Product: calcium-transporting ATPase sarcoplasmic/endoplasmic reticulum type
Exons: 4
Coding region: 117-3110 (997 amino acids)
Biological process (GO): intracellular calcium ion homeostasis; calcium ion transmembrane transport
Cellular component (GO): membrane
Molecular function (GO): ATP hydrolysis activity; P-type calcium transporter activity; ATP binding
Source: RefSeq, a predicted model, not a curated record
UUGAUAGAUAGUGAUUGUUUUUUUGCAAUAAAAAGGUACCUCGUUGCAUUUGUUUAGUCUUUUUUUACCAGGAAAAGAUUUACUGCGGCGUCGUCUCGCUACCGUCGUCGGCCGCUAUGGAGAGCGCCUUCGCGAAACCUACAGACGAGGUCUUGGCCGCUUUCAAUGUAGACCCAAAGGCUGGCCUCGCAGAUGAACAGAUCGCCGAGUUGCGAAAUAAAUAUGGAAGAAAUUCUAUUCCUGAAGAACCACCAACUCCAUUGUGGGAACUUAUUCUCGAGCAAUUUAAAGACCAAUUGGUAUUAAUACUCUUGGGAUCUGCGGCUGUCUCCUUUGUUUUGGCUCUCUUCGAAGACGAAGAAAGUGGCUGGAGCGCAUUUGUCGAUCCUUUGGUUAUUCUUACUAUCCUCGUCCUAAAUGCUGUCGUUGGUGUUUCCCAAGAAAGCAGCGCCGAAAAGGCGAUCGCUGCGCUCCAAGAAUACUCCGCGAACGUCGCCAGUGUGGUCAGGAAUAAUGGACAUGUCUCGCGGAUCAAGGCCGACGAAUUGGUUCCUGGAGAUAUCGUCUCGGUUUCUGUUGGUGACAGGAUUCCUGCCGACUGCCGUGUUAUUGCGAUCGAAAGCAACAGUUUCGCCGUGGACCAGGCUAUCUUAACCGGAGAAAGCGAAAGCGUGGGCAAGGAUGAUGCUGUGGUUGUGAAGGAUGAGAAGGCGGUCCUCCAGGACCAGGUCAAUAUGCUAUUCUCGGGAACAACUGUCGUAACUGGUCGAGCUAAGGCGGUCGUAGUUUUGACUGGAUCAAAUACUGCUAUUGGCGACAUCCACGAGAGUAUCGCGGCCCAGAUCUCCGAGCCUACUCCCCUUAAACAGAAGCUCAACGAUUUCGGCGACUCACUGGCAAAGGUUAUUACAGUUAUCUGUGUUCUCGUUUGGCUGAUCAACAUUCCUAACUUCGCGGACCCGAGCCACGGAAACUGGACCAAGGGUGCCAUUUACUACUUGAAGAUUGCCGUUUCUCUUGGUGUUGCGGCAAUCCCCGAAGGUCUCGCUGUUGUUAUUACAACAUGUUUGGCUCUGGGUACCCGCAAGAUGGCCGCCAAGAACGCUGUUGUCCGAAGCUUGCCAUCUGUUGAAACUCUAGGAAGCUGCAGCGUUAUUUGCUCGGAUAAGACGGGCACUCUUACAACGAACCAGAUGAGUGUGAGCAAGGUCGUCUACAUAAAUGAAGAGGGUACCGACCUAGAAGAACUUGACGUCGAGGGUACUACUUUUGCGCCAAAGGGAGAAAUCAAGCAUAACGGCAAAGUCGUGAGGGAUCUUGCCCAAAGCUCAAGUACAAUCCGUCAGAUGACCGAAGUCGCUGCUCUUUGCAAUGAUGCUAGGCUCGUGUACGAUACCCGCUCCGGUACUUUCUCUAACGUUGGUGAGCCCACUGAAGGGGCCUUGAGGGCUCUUGCUGAGAAGAUUGGACCAUGCGCACCGGCGAAUUCGCGACUUGAAGACAGCGUUCACCACGCUAGCGGUUGGUACGAAUCCAAAUUCCCUCGACUCUCUACGUAUGAAUUCUCCCGAGACCGAAAAAGCAUGUCUGUCCUUGUCCAAGCCGGUGACCAGCAAAAGCUCCUCGUCAAGGGUGCACCUGAAUCCAUUAUCGAGCGCUGUGCGUUCACUCUGGUCGGUGCUAAUGGCAAACGUGUUGGUAUUGACAACAAGUUGCGCGAUCUCCUCAUGAAGGAGGUCGUCGAAUAUGGUAACCGUGGACUGCGAGUUAUUGCCCUUGCUAGUUUAGAUGAUGUUGGAUCCAACCCUCUACUCCAAAAUGCCAAGUCGACAGCUCAGUACGCCCAGUUGGAACAGAACCUUACUCUGCUAGGUCUUGUCGGUAUGUUAGAUCCUCCUCGAACAGAGGUUCUUGGCGCCAUCAAGAAGUGCAAGGAUGCUGGUAUCAGGGUUAUCGUUAUCACCGGUGACAACCGCAACACUGCUGAGAGUAUCUGCCGUCAAAUCGGAGUUUUUGGAGAAUACGAGGACCUCAAGGGCAAGAGUUACACUGGUCGGGAAUUUGACAAUUUGAGCCCAAGCGAACAGCUGGAAGCAGCUAAGCACGCCUCUCUCUUCUCACGUGUGGAACCCAGUCACAAAUCGAAACUUGUCGAUCUCCUCCAGUCUCUCGGCGAGGUUGUAGCUAUGACCGGAGACGGUGUUAACGAUGCUCCCGCCCUCAAGAAAUCUGAUAUAGGUGUUGCGAUGGGAUCCGGCACCGAUGUCUCUAAGUUGGCUGCUGAUAUGGUUCUUGCUGAUGAUAACUUCGCUACUAUCGAAGUUGCUAUUGAGGAAGGCCGAUCUAUCUACAACAAUACACAACAGUUCAUCCGUUACCUUAUCUCUUCGAACAUUGGUGAGGUCGUCUCGAUCUUCCUUACUGCUGCCCUUGGUAUGCCGGAAGCCCUUAUUCCUGUCCAACUACUAUGGGUCAACCUGGUUACCGACGGUCUUCCUGCCACCGCCCUAUCCUUCAACCCUCCUGAUCAUGAUAUCAUGAAGAGACAGCCACGAAAGAGAGACGAAGCGCUCAUUGGCGGCUGGUUAUUUUUCAGGUAUCUAGUCAUUGGCGCCUACGUUGGUAUUGCUACCGUUGCCGGAUAUGCUUGGUGGUUCAUGUACAACCCUGAGGGACCUCAGAUCAGUUUCUACCAGCUUUCUCAUUUCCACCGAUGCUCUUCUGAAUUCUCGGAGAUCGGAUGCGAAAUGUUCGGCAACGAUAUGUCCAAGGCGGCGUCGACCAUAUCACUCUCGAUUCUUGUCGUCAUCGAGAUGUUGAACGCCAUGAACGCUCUGUCAUCUAGCGAGUCCUUGCUAACUCUGCCCCUCUGGGAGAACAUGAUGCUGGUCUACGCCAUUGCUUUGUCGAUGGCGCUCCACUUUGCACUCCUCUACACGCCUUUCCUCCAAACUCUAUUUUCCAUUCUGCCUCUGAACUGGAACGAAUGGAAAGCGGUGCUUAUCAUCAGCGCGCCAGUUAUUGUCAUCGAUGAAAUUCUCAAGGCCAUCGAGAGGCAGUUCUUCAUUCAGAAGACGACGGAUGAAGUUGCGAAGGCUAAGGAGGCAUAGGCAGAUAUAGAUCCGAGUUCUACAUAGACUAGAGUAGACGUGCCAUACUGCAUUAGGCGUAUAAAAACUGCGCAAUAUAGAAAUGUGUAAGAAAUGCAGUGCAUAUAUGAGACGAAUGGAACGAGGAAGGACAGUGUCGUGUGAGAUUUUUCAUUGUGACAUUCGCCGCCUUAAGCAAGGUUACUGCCCUUGAUAUUCGUAUAUUAAGGGGCCAUUUAGCAUUGUUAUCGUAUGCCUGCCUGCCUCUGUUCACCGUGUCCUAUUGGCUCUACUCCCGCAGAUGUAUGUAUUUUUCUAGUUUCCAUAUACCUUAGGU